This is a messenger RNA of Ornithorhynchus anatinus (platypus), 941 nucleotides long. RefSeq names its product chromosome X2 C8orf74 homolog (gene CX2H8orf74). Lineage: Eukaryota; Metazoa; Chordata; Mammalia; Monotremata; Ornithorhynchidae. The record is from RefSeq and is a predicted model, not a curated record. The transcript has 4 exons. The coding region runs from base 27 to 854 and encodes 275 amino acids.
CUGGAGAACAACCAGUCGCUGAGCCAAUGGCCUCCUUGUCCGCCCAGGACGUGGAGAGGAUCUUCUCCCUGCAGGAGGAGGAGGGCCGGCAGUGCCUGAGGAGUCUCCUGCAGGGGGGAGACCACCCCCGCCAGGACAUCCUGGCAGACAUCUACUACGACAGCCUCAUCUUCGCCGGCGAGGAAGGCUUCCCGUGGUCCGCCGUGGCCGAGGUGGUCAGCUUCAUCAGGGAGCUGCUGGAGGAAACCAGAGGUGUCUCUCUGGCCUCGGCCGUGGCCGUCCUCGGAGACAGGCUCCGAAACGCCGGGGCCUGGCUGAGCCCCUCUCGCCUGGGUGCCCUCUGUGCCUACGUCCACCACACCUACCUCUGCCACUUCCGGCUCUACCAGCUCGUCCUGGUCCAGGCACCCGAGGAGAAGCGGGCGACCACCCGCCUCCAGCUCUGCCUGCCACCGCAGCCCGCCCCACUGGCCGAGGGCACCGACCGGGACUCCUGGCUGCAUCGCCAGAGGCUGGCAGAGCUGAGCCAAGAGGAGGCCGAGAUCUUGAGCCGCCCGGCCCCGCCGCUGCUGGAGACCGAGCAGGCCCUGAAGGAGGCCCAGGAGGAGCUGGGGGUGCCCGGGGGGCAGGGCCUGGAGAGAGAGGUGCUGGAGAGCUUGGUGCGGGGGGCGGUGGGCGCCCGGCUGGGGGCCGCGGGCCGGCGGCUGCAGGCGGAGGUGGAGGUCGCGAUGGAGCUGCUGCAGCUGCGGGUCCGGAGGAAGGCCCUGAGCCUCUGCGCGCCCCCGCCCUCCCCCCCGCCCCGCACCCGGACCGACCCCGGCAAGGCGCCCCUCCCCAGGAACAGGAAGAAUUAGCAGCGCCCAGGACGGGACCGACCCCCCACCUCCCGCUCCUGAAAAACUGGCCCGGCGGUCGGGAAAGAUGGAGCGCUUUUUCCGACA